AUGGGCUCGGCUUGGCAUGACUGCCCAUUUGCAACUGAGCCUGAUCCAGAUAUCGCAGGGAUUGGAGUCAUAGCCGCUUUUAUCACUUCUUCAUGCCUGGCAACUCUCAGCAUAAGCCUCUACCUUGCCAUUACUCGAUCUGAGCUGGAUAUUAUCUCAGAUGGAGGUUUCAGGCCACCGGGUCAAAACACGCGGCCGAUCAAUCCAAUCGACGGCUGGGCACGGAGAAACAUUUGUGUUCCUUUCGUCGAGUUUCUUAUCAAGUCAAAAUGGAUAGAAGAGCAUAUUGAACGACUCAAUCGUGUCCUGUACUCUUUUAUCAUGACGCUCGUCGAUACACAACUGGUCCUGGGUAUCGCUAUGCUUAUUGCGGCAACCAUCAAGCUGCACCGCAACAGCAUAUCUGUCUAUCAUUUUACAAUGGUCACCAAUCUCGCAUGGCUCACCAGUGGUGUGCAUUUGAUGGCCACUUAUGUCAUCCGUAUUGAAACCAACGGAAGCAUGAAACAAGGUCGUCGAUGGAUCGGACCUUUUCAGGACCCAUCAGAUCACAGGUCCUGGAGCAGAAAGACUGGUUCAACAUUCGCUCUGGGGGCAGACAUGUUUAUCCGCGUUCUUAGCAUGCUUCUGAUGGUUGCAUUGCUGUUGUAUUGUAUAUAUGUCAGUGGGUCAGAAGGGUGGGAUUACAAUUAUGACCGUCUGGCAAGUUGUGCUAUGGGACGAAAGAAAGCAGGAACACCGUUGGCUUGGAUGAUCGCAACUUAUGUCUUGGUUCUCCAUGGGUAUAUAAUUAGAUGCUUGUCACUCUGGCCAGCAGCUUCAAUAUGGUGGAUAGACACGGUAAGACCCUCGAUCAUCGAUGACAGAGCCUUGGAAGCCCAACUCAGUAAGAAGAGAUUACCCUGGUGGAGAUUGAUAUGGACUUCAAUCCAUUAUGCGAUCAAUUCGGAAUUGCUCGGUGUCUGUAUCGAUGGGCUCCUGUGGUUUGGCCUUGGUAUUUGGUGGAUUCAAGCAGAUAGGGUGGAAGUACAAAAGUGGGUAGGAAUGGAAGCAGAGAGUGAUGUUGAAGGAUUCGGUCAAUUAGUCCCGAUUCUGAUCGUCGGGGCUCCAUUCGUACAGGCACUGCAGACAUAUUGCGAGCAGUCGAGAACUGCCCGUCGAGAACGACAAAGGUCCAAUGCGGAGCGAGGGGAGACCUUAAGGCUGGUCCUCUGUGUGGGUGGUCACACCAUUUAG
This is a messenger RNA of Fusarium venenatum, 1236 nucleotides long. NCBI's taxonomy places the organism in Eukaryota, Fungi, Ascomycota, Sordariomycetes, Hypocreales, Nectriaceae. The record is from RefSeq and is a predicted model, not a curated record.